UAAAUAAACAGCUUGUCUAGUCUUCAGUUUAUUUUCUCAUAUUACAGUUGUUCUGAAAGUAUAUCGUUUUCAGAAUGAUGUUGCUCAACCUUUGCUUAUUUCUUGUAACCGUGAGUUUUGUUCAAACGCAAGAUAAUUUUCAGUGGCCCCCCAGCGCUGACCUGAAAGAUGGAGAGGCGUUUGACUUCAUAAUAGUGGGCGCGGGGUCGGCGGGCGCGGUGCUGGCGAGCCGGCUGAGUGAAGUGCGCGAGUGGCGCGUGCUGCUGCUGGAGGCCGGCGGGGACCCGCCUGAGGCCAGCCGGCGUCCGGGUCUGGUGGCGGAGCUCCCGUUCAGUGCGGUGGACUGGCGGUACUACUCGGCGCCGGCCGCGGACUGCUCGCGCGCGCAGCGCCGGCCCGGCCGCCUGCCGCUGUUCCGGGGCAAGAUGCUGGGCGGCACCUCCGCCAUCAACACCAUGGUCUACGUCAGGGGGAACCCGGAGGACUACGACGGCUGGGCGCGGGCGGGGCUGCGGGGCUGGGGCUGGGACCAGGUGCGGCCCUACUUCCUCAAGAGCGAGCGGCUGCAAGACGACCAGAUCCUCAGCGAUCCCCUCGAUGCCUCCCACCACAGUGACAGUGGUCCCAUGAAGGUGUCGCGGCAGAAGUACCGCGAUGUGAACAACAUCAGGAAGCUGCAGGGAGUACUGGACGCGCUGGACGAGGUGGGCAUCCGUCGCGUGCGCGACUACAACGGGGCGCGGCAGUGGGGCGCCGCGCGGUCCUUCUUCACGCACUCGCGGCGCCCCGGCGUGCGGUCCAGCUCCGCACAGGCCUUCCUGCUGCCCGCCAGCAACAGAACCAAUCUGGCAAUCCUUAAGAAUGCAUACGCUACCAAAAUAUUAAUCGACGAACAAAAGAUUGCGUUCGGGGUCGAAGUCUUCACUAAUGGUAGUACGAUGCAUUUUUUUGCAAACAAAGAAGUGAUAUCUUCGGCCGGAUCCAUCAACACCCCGAAGCUUCUCAUAGCGUCGGGCAUCGGGCUCCGGGAGGACCUGGCGCCGCUCAACAUCACCGUGGUCGCGGAGCUGCCCGUGGGACGCCACCUGCAGGACCACCCCUUCGUGCCGCUCGUGUUCACUGGGGAGCCCACCGCUCACGUCAACCAUCUCAAUAAUUUUACUCUAGAUUACUAUCCUAUGCCACGAAUCGAUGGUUUCUUCUCCAUUGUAAACUUCAGCCGUCCGGACCUGCAAGUGGCUCAGUUCUACCUGAACCAGUCGUCGCCUCACCUGGUGCCGCUGUUCAACCGCACGUUCACGUACAACGACGCGGUGGUGCGCUCCGUGCUCGAGCAGAACCUGCGGCACGAGCUGUUCGUGCUGAACCUGGCGCUGCUGCACGGGGCGGCGCGCGGGGCCGUGCGCGUGCGCAGCGCCGCCGCCGCCGCGCCGCCCGUCGUGCAUCUCAACUACUACUCGGAGAGGGAAGACCUCGUCCUCAUGAGAGAGGGCAUCAAGAAGAUCCUGAGUCUUCUGAGGACUAAGUUCUUCAGGAGCGUGCGGUCCCGGCUGGUGCGCGUGCAGCUGCCGCGCUGCGCCGCGCUGCGGUUCCUGAGUGACGAGUACCUGGAGUGCUACAUCCGCGAGAUGACGCUGUCGUACUGGCACCAGGCGGGCUCGGCGCGCGCGGGGGGCGUGCUGGACGGGCGGCUGCGCGUGCGCGGGCUCCAGCGCCUGCGCGUGGUGGACGCCAGCGCCGCGCCCGCGCUGCCCAGCGGGAACACCAACGCACCCGUCAUCAUGAUCGCAGAGAAAAUCGCUGACCACAUAAAGGAAGAAUACGGAAAAAUCUAAUCAAUACGGUACUACGAUGUUCUUAGGGGUAUAGCUUCAAAUAUAAUUGGGUUUUUCAGACAUAAUGUAGGUAGUGUGAUCUUAAAACAUAGGUAGCUAUUUAAUACAGGAAGGUAACUUUUACAUACAGGUUCGCAUAUACAUAUAGCUUGCAGGUACCUGAGGUAUUUGAUCAUAUGCAUAUUAUAAAUACUUAAUUUGUUUUAAAAUAAACAUACACUUUAUUCAUCGAUAUUUUUUUAAUACAUAUGUAUAAAGUCAAUACACUAAUUGCUACCUAGGUACAUACUUACCUACCAUGCGAAUGAAAUGGUUCAAUGGGUAAGCCCAACUUUUUUUAUACAUAAUAUAUGCAUCAGUCUUUCCUGCAUACCUUUGCAGUUUAAUCAAGUCUUUUGCUCUAUUGCCCAGUUGUACGAAACGAAGGGGCUUUGAACUAGUUUGCUCCUCUGACUGAUUACUGCCUACAGUCUCGUCUAUCCGUCUGAGUCUGUACAGUUGUAAGAUACACCCAUACCCCAUACAUAAGCGAGCUUAAUCUAGGUAGGUAGGUAUAUAAGAAAAAAUAUAUAUAUUUUUUUUCAUACUUUGUAGGUUGAUGUGUCAUUCUAUUUAUUCAAUAAAUAACCAGACUUUCAUCUAUUAUGAAAAUGGGAGGUCCUUUUGUACGGAACCCUUGGUGUGAGGUGUAAGUGUAACAUUAAAUUAAAUUCACCCAUAAUUAAAA
Plutella xylostella (diamondback moth) is the source of this 2562-nucleotide messenger RNA. Its product is annotated as ecdysone oxidase. The record is from RefSeq and is a predicted model, not a curated record. Lineage: Eukaryota; Metazoa; Arthropoda; Insecta; Lepidoptera; Plutellidae. Gene Ontology annotation, molecular function: flavin adenine dinucleotide binding; oxidoreductase activity, acting on CH-OH group of donors.